GAUAUAUAGAUAUGUCUAUGGGCCUAAACUUUUUUUAAUGAAACAAAACAGAAAAGCCGAGGUUGUAAAACUGAACUAUAUGAAGCGUUGUAUUUCUAACACACAAAGACUUUUAUCAGCAUACUCAGUCGAGAUUGGGUGUCGGAGAAAUGUACAAACUUUUGACUAAACAGACAGACGAGUUUAAGCUUUGUAAAAAAAAAAAAAGCAGGAAAUGCAAUAAAGAUUUAAAUUAAUUAAUAAGAAAAUAAGUUACUGGGUCCACCCAGCUCUACUGGGUACCUGACAUUAGUUGGGGAAAAGUAAAGGCGGUUGGUCGUUGUGCUGGCUACAUGACAUCCUCGUUAACCGUCAGCCACAGAAACAGAUGACCUUUACAUCAUACUUACAUCAUCUGCCCUACAGAUCAAAAGGUCUGAAAGGGGAGCUUUUUACUUAAAGCAUACUCCAUGCUGGACAUUUUGUCUACCCAAUAGUACUUUAAAAAAAAACAAAAUUGUCUCCCUCUGAAGAGUCUAUGGCCGCAGUGCGUUGAUCAGCAAACACGCUCCUUCCGCUAUAACAUAUAGUCCGGAAAUUCAAAAUAUCAAACAAGCAAAAUUUGAAAUAUCAUUUAAAAACAAGAAAAACAAAAAACAAAAAAUAUAAAAAAAAAAAAAAUAAAGCUUAUAAGAAGUGUAGGCAGGUAAGUCAAUUAGUUUCGGAUCAGUCAUGUAAUUUAGUUUGUAGUACAUCUAGGCCAACAACAAUAAUUUCUGUGCGAUAAGAUAUAUUUACAAAGCUUAUAUCAACUCACUCUGUCUGGGGGAGCAUUGGACGAUACUGAAGUGUGAGUGACAAUAGAGAUACAAGUAGUGUGAAUGUCUAUCAGGCAACAACCCGUUAUCAGAGCAGUGACUCGACUUCUUCAGCACUAGAUCUAGAUCUAGAUUUCAAUCUACUUUUAACUUCGUCAGACACACGUUUUUAAAGCAAAGUUGAACUGCAGAGGAGGGGGGAAAAACGUAGCGGGAAAACCGAGGAUGGCUUUCUUUCUUGUCCCAGCACGCCCCAUCACUGUACGCAGCAUGGCUUUUAACAGACAGCGUGGGAGGUUGCGGUGAUUAACACAAGUCUGCUGUCCGUGACGAACUGUGAACUUAAAAGUACAAUACGCAGGACCAUGUUGGAGAUACACAGCAUGGUUCACAGAUUCGAAUGUUUGGUUCACGUUAUAAGUUGUGAAUUCUAAUUCAUUGUGAAGGAUUCUGUGCUGUUCUUAAUGGAUCUGUGCAAGUCACGUUAGUUUUAAGUAUGUAUUCAGUCUUAGUUGUUAUGCAUUUAUUACUGCAUAGCCUGGAGGCCAGCGGUUCGAUCCAUAUGUCUAUUCUUGAUCAGACUGAGAUCGAUCGUGCAAACACGUCAAGGCGAGCGGCGGCAUUAGUCGACAUCCACUCUGACUCGAAGAUGUCUAGGACAGGAAACACGCUUGCGUCGGAUGAGCCGGUGAGUGAGUCAAACAGAAACGAAAGCAUGUCAUCUUCAACUCAAAACUUUGUCCCAGAUUUGGAAGGCGUUACCGCCAAACGAUUGCCCAGCACGGCCCCUUGUGACUUAAAAAUUAACCCCCCGAGCAGCGCUAACAUUCUCAAGAAAUACUGCGACCUCAAACCUUACAACAAAACACCCUGCGUCCAAAUUGGAAAUUCUAAGUGUUACUGCUCCGGGGGUCUAGUUAAUUGUUCCGGAAAGAAGAACAUUCCAAACUUAGCAUAUAUUCCAAAACUGCCUGCAGGGAGCGUGUGUUUGUACUUUGCAAACAAUAACGCUAAGUUCCUGCAGGAAAGCUUCUUUGCUAAUGUUUCUAACAUUCGUGUGUUGGAUUUCUCAAACAACGCUCUGACUACAGUCUCUGCUCAAACGUUUUCAAAGUUGAAAAAUCUCGAGUAUCUCAUUCUCAAUUCAAACUCUCUGAACUCACGAAACUUGAUAAACAUCUUGAGAUUCGCCCCCUACUAUCGACUAGACCUCAUCGGCGUUCACCUGGACGGACUGAGCGUUUUCAAAACCUUCACCAACAUAACCACGAAACAAAUUGUGAUGGACUUUAAUUUCCUCCAGCAGCUGGAUCUGGGAGAGAUGUCUACACUGAAAAACAUCCAGCUUCUAAGUUGCAGGUGUUGUAACAUCAACGGCAUCACUUCUGCGUACAUCCCGACCUUGACCCAGCUGGACCUGCGAAACAACAACAUCACCGACUUCCCAAAGACUUGCCGCGCAAAUUCAACUAUCUCCAUGACCCGCGAGCCUCGAAUUGAGGAGAACGAGGGCUCCAGUCCGUCCUUUUUUCCUUCGCUGUCUCAGUUGUAUCUAGACAGCAAUCAAAUAGUGCAACUUCCCGAAAGUGUGGAUCUCUGUGUAUCUCAAAUGAAUGUCUUGUCCUUUGCGCAGAACAACAUCACUCGAAUCCCGAGCAAGAUUUUUGCCUCGCUGACGAGGCUUACACGAAUAGACAUGAAGAAAAUGGCGAACCCGAUUCAAAUAAUAGAAAGCGGCUCGUUCGGUGCCCCGAGCUUGUCAACUCUCUACCUGAAUAGAAACAACAUCAGCUUUGGGCAUGGCAACAUUAGCAGGAGUAUGUUUGAAGGCGCUCACAAGCUCAGAGAUCUUUACAUCGAUCACAAUAGAAUCGGAUCGACUCCUGUGGAAGUUCUUGAGGAGAUCUUCAAUUUCACAGCCAACGUAGAGCAUCUGUACAUGAGUGACAGUGGCCUGACCGCCAUCCCGGUGUCAGCCUUAAAUAAAUUGACCAAACUUCAAAGUUUGUUUAUAUACAACAAUAAAAUCCAGGCUAUCCCCGAUGCUGCUUUCGACAGAAUGAUCUCCCUUCGAAGACUGAACCUCCAGAACAAUCAAAUAUCGUUGGUCAGGGAAACUUCUUUUUCCCCGGAAACCAUCGCCCGGUUGAUCGAAAUUGACCUCAGCCACAAUAUGUUCCUCUGCAACUGUGACCUUCUGUGGUUCCAGUCGUGGCUCAAGUCCAACGGCUCCCGCGUUUUCGAUCACAACGAUUCGUACAUCUGCUCAGACAUCCACAACGUGCGAGUGCAGGACUACAAGGAGAGCCUUCAGGCGUGCUACUUCAGCCGCUCAACAUACAUCAUCUUUGUGGUCUGCCUCUCCAUUUUCCUAUUCGCGUUCCUCCUAUUCGCUGCUCUCUUCCGCUACCGAUGGCAAAUCAGGCUGAUGCUGUAUGAAAGAAAGGCGUCUCUCAGGGACAAUGUCAGGAUGCAGGGAGAAUUCAAGUUUGACAUCUUUAUUAUUUACUCUAACGAAGACAGUGACUGGGUGGAGAAAUGUCUUUUGAGUGUUGUUGAGACAAAAUGGAAACUUAAGGCCUGCAUCCACGGGCGAGACUUCCGGCCUGGUGCGUUCAUAGUGGACAACAUGGUGGACUGCAUGAACAGCAGCAAACGAAUCAUGGCGGUCAUCAGCUCGGAGUUUGCCAAAAGUUCAUGGUGCAAUUUCGAACUCAAGUUAUGCCAAUCGCAUGUCAUAACCCAUGAUCUGCCGUCGCUACUGGUGGUUCAAAUGGACGAGAUUGAGUCACGUGAUAUGCGUUCAGCCAUGUACGCACUGCAUAACUCCCACACGUUCCUCAUGCUUCCUGAUCCUUACGCAUGCGCAGAUGAAAAGUAUAUCAACCAACAAAUGGAGGAAUUCUGGAAACGUCUGCACGACAGUUUGAAAAACUUGAUGCCGGAAGAACAAAAAAACUUUCGCCAGAUCGCGACGCAGACUUCGGUUCAAGGGUCAAUUCAGGCAGGACCACCAAACCGGCGACCUCUAGCUCGCCAGAUGAGCGAACAGGUGCCUAAAACAAAUCAAGCUACCAACGCCAGGAAUUUCAGGCGUCUGCAAAGCGAAAUGCCGUCCACGGCUUAUGGCAGCAGCAAUUUGGAAUUUGUGAGAGAAGACCAGAGGGAAAGGGUUCCAAUCUUAGAAUCAGACGAACUGGACGAGCAGACGUCUGUUAUGCGGCUUUAAACUGUGUUAGUGUAUUGUUAAUAGAUACAAACAUCAGGGAUGGGGCUAGAAUGUAUGCCCUGGCAGGAUUUUUGUGGGGGGACCUCUCUUCACCGUAGUAUGUGAGAAGAAAGAAAUGAAGGACUUGGCAAUUGAUUAUAAAUUCUUUCACUUAUUUUCUAAUAUUUUGUUGGCAUGUUUUGUUUUUAAAUAUAUAUAUAUAUAU
Biomphalaria glabrata is the source of this 4231-nucleotide messenger RNA. RefSeq names its product toll-like receptor 3. The record is from RefSeq and is a predicted model, not a curated record. Bases 1294 to 4026 code for a protein of 910 amino acids. NCBI's taxonomy places the organism in Eukaryota, Metazoa, Mollusca, Gastropoda, Planorbidae. The transcript is spliced from 4 exons. Gene Ontology annotation, molecular function: protein binding. Gene Ontology annotation, biological process: signal transduction.